Molecule: messenger RNA, 2196 nt
Organism: Fusarium coffeatum
Lineage: Eukaryota; Fungi; Ascomycota; Sordariomycetes; Hypocreales; Nectriaceae
Exons: 7
Coding region: 1-2196 (731 amino acids)
Biological process (GO): regulation of DNA-templated transcription
Molecular function (GO): zinc ion binding; DNA-binding transcription factor activity, RNA polymerase II-specific
Source: RefSeq, a predicted model, not a curated record
AUGAUACCGCAUAGAACACCAAGCGUCUCUGAAGCAUCGAGUUCAUCAGCACAUGAUUCCAGUCAAGCCAGCAAUCUUCGACCUUUGGUACCAGCUUCGCGACCAGUGCCUGCAGAUACCGUUAAUGCAUAUCGUACGGCUCCUUUGGCACGAAAGCGCGCACCCAUAUCUUUAGCUUGUGAGCCGUGUCGUCAGAAGAAGAUCAAGUGCAACGGCAAUAGACCAACAUGCUCUCAAUGUCAGGCGCGGAAAACCGAAUGCGUGUACAGACAGACGGCAGAAACCAACUAUCGGGACAAAUACGAGACACUAUUGGAAUCACACCCAGCAGCCAUCGUCUACAAGGCCAUACAAACCCGACCUGAGGCUGAAGCGCUCGAAAUAGUUCACCGCAUUCAAAGUGGCAUCGACGCCGAGACGUUAUCGCGACAACUUACAAGCGCCGACCUUCUCCUCCAAGUGCAGCUUGAGCCCGAAACCAGAUCCCGAUAUCAGUUUAUCUACUCUCCGCUCAUGCCGGAGUACCUCCAGACCGCGACAAACCCUUUCAUGAAAUCUCUUAUCCACGAGUGGAGUGAUAGAGACGAUGCUACGGCUAUUGCAGAUCCAGCACUAGAAUCUGAUCUUGGAUAUCGAGCACAGUAUCUUCGACCACAUCAUGCAGCUACCAUUGUUGAUCCGCGGCUGGACGAGAUUGUACCUUCAAGAUGGACGUCAGUCGGCGCUAGCGAUAGUACAAUGAGGGAAUUCAUUCGAGCCUACUUCCUACAAGAAUAUGACUGGUUCACAUUUUUCCAGAAAGACUACUUCUUGGAUGAUAUGGUCAGUGGCUCUGACGUCUUUUGUUCAUCGCUUCUGGUCAACGCUGUUCUUGCAGUUGGUUGUAAGUUUGACGACUUUACAAGCUGCUCUUCUUACAUGGUACAAGCCACCAAGAUGGCGCAGGAGUUGGAACUGUUUGAACCAACGACGUAUAUCAUGAAUAAAAAGUUACGAAACUCAUAUGACUUGACAGCGUGGUCUUUGUUCCACUGGCAGUGUACUUUGAGCUAUCAACUCAUGACAGUCCCGGUCCUGCAGACUCCACCCAAGAACAAGCUUCCAGACCCCAAACGCGAUCCCGAUUGGUUUGGCGAGAUCUGGCUCAAGUACCCGUCGAGCUCAGUUCUCAUACCAAUCCAAGUCGGGCUUACUUUCCAAACCAAGAUGAAUUUCGCUGUCGUUCUUAACGAAGCUAUGCUAGAUUACCACCGAGACUCCAACGAAGAUGAUCUGGCGCAGAAUGGAGCAGUGAGAAUUAUGGCGGUAGUGCAAAAAUUAGAGAGCUGUCUACAAUAUUGCCAUGCUCUCGUGCAACUUUAUGAAAUCCUUGCCCCAGAAGGAAAGACCAAAUCUUUGUUUGUCCAAUUCAAUGAAGACGAACUAUUCCAGUCUCUCUCUAAAUACAGAGGGCAUUUCGAGACUAUUCUGCGUAUUCACUAUCUUCGACAUAGCUUUGAAUAUGGAAAUAUGAUGCUGACGCGUUUCCUCGCGAUGCUCGCAUUCUUGACCUUGAACAAACUCGAUUACCUCGUUACUGAACCCCGGGAGGCUUUAAAAUCAUCCACCCUUGACGUCGGCGACACAGACCCCAAAGAAGUUCGAGCGACGCUCCUCAUAGCUCAAAAGGGCCUCAGCGAUCAAGGAAGAGGCUAUUACCUGCCCAACAUAUUACUUCGAGAUGUUCUCGGACAUAUGACGGCGAGCGAUGCGGCGGUGCUGCAAAGCUAUAUUACAAUACAGCCUGAAAACCCCAAUGAAUCGCGCCAGAGGAAGAUGUAUUUGGAGGGCCACUGUCCGCCUGAUAUACUGCAAGUAUCACAUGAUCCUUCUCAACAGCCUAAUGGCAAUUGGAUACGGAGAGAUGAAAAGUGUCCGUUGGUCAGCGGCCACUCGCGAUGCUUCUGCUGCAUUCUUCGCGACAUGAGAAUUGCUCAGCAAAAGACGAACUCGGGCUUCGACUACAAGACUUUCAAGCGCCUUGUCGAUCAGGAGGAUCUCAAGGAGGGCCAGAUUGUGCCGCUGCAGCAACGACUUGAUACUCUGGAGACGCAGACUGCCGACCUUUCUCGUCCGCAUCGGCAUUUGCAGCUACUCGGAAGCAACAAGCAUACCGCCGAAACCAUCGGCUCGAUUGCCAAGGCAGGAAUUCAGUGA